AUUCAUUAAUUAAUAUACAAUAUAUUAUAUUCUCUUAGCUUGUUGAGACAUUUAUAUAAACCAAUUAAACAAGUUACAACUCCAUCUUGACAUAGACACUUGCUGAAUUAGAAUCUUCAGAAAGAGAGAGACAAAUAGAUUAUUGAAGAAUUUGAACUUUAAAGGUCAUGGCAAUUGGGUUCAUGGAGGUGCAGCUUCUCAAAGCAAAUGACCUCAAAGUCACAGAUUUUUUUGGGAAGAUAGAUCCAUAUGUUGUGAUACAAUACAGAGGGCAAGAGCAAAGGAGCACAGUUGCUAAUGGGCAAGGAAGAAAUCCAACAUGGAAUGAGAAAUUUAUGUUCAGAGCAGAGUACCCAACUGGAUCUGGAGAUCAAUACAAGCUUAUUCUCAAAAUCAUGGAUAAGGACACUUUUUCUAAGGAUGAUUCUCUUGGCCAAGCCAUAAUCUAUGUUAAAGAUUUAUUGGCCCAAGGGAUAGAGAAUGGAGGUGCUAAGCUACAAGCUCUCAAGUAUAGAGUAAUUGAUGAAAACAACUCAUAUUGUGGUGAAGUUGAUGUUGCCAUAUCUUUUACCCCAAAGGUGGAAGAGAAAUUUAUUGGUGAAGACAUUGGAGGAUGGAAAGAAAGUUGCUAUUAGCAAAUAGCAAGGCUAGCAUAUUCAUAUUAGUAUAUAAUAUACAACCUAACUUAGAUGUUCUUACUUCUAGAAUGGUUAUUUAUGUAAUAAUAUAAGAUCGUUCACUUUCUAAUGCCAUCAUGUUUUCAUUCUUUUUGACAA
Messenger RNA from Arachis stenosperma, 776 nucleotides. Its product is annotated as 16 kDa phloem protein 1. NCBI's taxonomy places the organism in Eukaryota, Viridiplantae, Streptophyta, Magnoliopsida, Fabales, Fabaceae. Bases 168 to 635 code for a protein of 155 amino acids. The transcript has 5 exons. The record is from RefSeq and is a predicted model, not a curated record.